CAACAAAGGUAGCGCGUCGGGCUGCUCGAUGGAAGGAAAGAUGGAGGAGAAUCCCGUGAAAGACGCUGAGAUUGGCAGUGAAGCUGGCGGCGAGGAGGCCUUGGUAGGGAAUGUCAACAAGCUCGCAGUCAGCCCGCCAGGCUACUCAGGAUCUCCAAGAAAAGGACAUCUGGUUUUUGACGCUUGCUUCGAGAGUGGGAACCUUGGCCGUGUUGACUACAUCAGCGAAUUCGAGUUUGACCUCUUCAUCCGGCCCGACACCUGCAACCCUCGAUUCCGAGUCUGGUUCAACUUCACAGUGGAGAACGUCCGAGAGACACAGAGGGUCAUUUUCAAUGUGGUCAACUUCUCCAAGACCAAGAGCCUCUACAGAGACGGCAUGUCUCCAGUAGUCAAGUCCACCAGCAGGCCAAAAUGGCAGAGGCUUCCAACCAAGAACGUCUACUACUACCGCUGCCCGGACCACCGCCGCAACUACGUCAUGUCCUUUGCCUUCUGCUUUGACCGAGAAGACGACGUGUACCAGUUUGCCUACUGCUACCCGUACACCUACUCCAGACUGCAGCACUAUUUGGCCAGCCUGGAGCGCAGGAACCUUCCUUACCUGCAGAGGGAGCAGCUAGGACUCAGCGUGCAACAACGCCAUCUGGACCUGCUGACCAUCACCAAUCGCAAUUUCAGGCCGGAGCACCGAUCAGACUUUGACGAUGAGAAAGUGUAUCUGGUUCACACAAGUCAACGCAAUGGCAGCACAGGCCAGCCGUGCCAAGCUCACAUCCUCGCCCUUGCAGAUACUGUAGAGGAGUUGGAAGACUUUAUAAUGCAAAAGAAGAUGAAAAUUCCCAAGAUGUCCAUCAAGAGUUCAGGAAAUUCAGUUGCAAACAGUUUUGGAGAGGAGAGGAUGCCUCUCAGGCAUAAAAAGGCCCUAACUCAGGACCACGGACGCCCCAUUUCCAACUCCUCCAAAAGUUUGGCGGCUGUUGUAGCCCGCUUGGAGAGAAACGCGGCCAGCUCAUGCAUGGAGGGCGAAGAGGAUCUGGAUGAGGACCGACUGGCCGAGGAGGGAGACGAUGCGGACGACGAGGAUGAAGACAUGGUAGCAGAGCAUCAUCGGCAACAACAACAGCAGCAGCAGCCGCCGCAACAGCACCUGGAGGUGGACUCGGACGUGGCGGCAGCGGUCGUUCCUCGGGUCCUGUACGAGGAGCUGGUCCUCAGCUACAGGCAGCAGGAGGAGGAGAUGCGGAGCCUGCAGCAGGACUUGGAGAGAACGCGUCGGCAGCUGGUGCAGCAGACCAAGAAACUCAAAGAGUACGGCAGCUUGCUGACUGAGGUCAAAGAGCUGAGGGACUUCAAUCGAAGGCUGCAGGACGUGCUUCUCAUGAGGCUGGGCAGCGAGCCGAUGCAUGACAAUGGCACUCAGACAAUCAAAGCUGAAGUGGUGGAACCCAUUGUUGAGGCCCAGGAAACCUUCAGAGAAGAAGCCAACACCAGUUCUAGCUACUCACCCUCUCCCAGAACAGUCUACACCUGCAAUGAUGGCAAGGUACACCUUGGUGGUGGGAUCUGGGUGGAGGAAGAGAAGUGGCACCAGCUGCAGCGUACCCAGGGAGACUCCAAGUUCACAAAGAACCUGGCUGUCAUGAUCUGGGGCACGGAAACCCUGAAAAACCGUAGCGUCACCGGAGUGGCCACCAAAAAGAAGAAAGACGCCCUUCCCAAACCUCCGCUCUCACCGAGCAAGCUAAAAAUCGUCAGAGAGUGUCUCUAUGACCGAGUGUCCCAAGAGACUGCAGACAGUGCAGAGAUUACGCAGAGAUUGUCCAAAGUGAACAAAUACAUUUGUGAGAAGAUCAUGGAUAUCAACAAGUCCAUUAAGAACGAGGAGCGGCGGGAGUCCAAGCUGCUCAUCAGACAGACAGUCAAGAUGGAGAACUUUAACUACGACGGCAUGUAAAGAAAGGUGUCACACCAGCAUCUUCUGCGCCGUCCCCUCCCCGUCACACGGUCGGCGGCUGUGGGAGGGGACUUAUUAGGGGGCUUUGAGACUGAUCAUCACAGUCUCAGCAGCACUGCUACUCCUUUGACUCAUUGGAUUGGUUAUGAUGUGAAACACAAAAAGGCCCCUUUUUAAAAGCCAGCACCUUCCUCCAGCUUGCCCAUGAAGGUACAGACAGCUUUACCCACCAGCCGGAUCCUAAACACGUGCAAACUGAUGGAACUAAGUGUGAGUGUUUUGUUUUAAAUAAGCUUUAUGGGAUCGGUACACAGAUACGGUGUAUAGUGUUGAAAGAGACUGUAAAAAAUCAUGUAUUGUUCUGUGUCAGAACAUCAUUUCGAGUCCUCUACGCUUUUAAAAAGUACAAGAUGAUUCCCCUGCAGAAAAGUCUUCAGAUGCUGUGAAGGUGUGUGUUAGAAGUCGCACAGUUGGAUGUGUUGUUGAUGUUUAACGGUUUUGCAGUCUGUACCGAACGGACGUGUUGACCACGAAUAAUUAGUCUUAAUUAGUCACGUGUUAGUUGCAAAAGAGACUGUUGCUGCAGGAGAUUGUUGUGGCCGUGACUUUUACGUCGAUCGCUGCGCAGGAUUUUAUAGAAGCUUUUCUUGUGAGAGUUUAGUCGGAUUUGUGCGAAACUGUACUUGAACUGAUGUUUUUAAGGAUUAAAAAGAAGAAAAAAAACCAAGGUAUUUGGUGAAAAGAAUAUGCCCUAAAAAAAUGCGGAUCUUUGAGCCUCCAAAGUCAAACACCCGUGACAGUGGCUGACUGCCAAAUUUCCAAGCUAGUUUAGAUACCUCAAUUACACCUCAAUCGAGGGCUGCGAUAAAUCAUCUGGAUCUCGUUUUGAUUAAUUGAGUAAUCGGUUAGGCCAGGGUUCGGCAACCCACGGCUCUUCAGCCUCAUUGUUGCGGCUCCCACCCCAAGCUUUGUGUUUUUGUUUAACGCUGGAGUAGAGGAAAUGUGCAUUUUCGAAGAGGGUUUGUUUGAGAAAAUGUCUGACUCAACGCAAGUACAAGAGGAGGCAAAAUGGAUCUUUUGACGGCUGCUGACCCCCAGGUUGGGCCCUUGACGGAGCACAUCAGUAUGAAGCAAACACAAAGAGUUUGUGGUUUGCUGUGCAACAUAUCAGAAAAGAGGCAUGUCGAUCGCUGUUGUCCAAAGUCAAAGCUGAUGUGUGUGAUUAUCUUGUUUUGCCUGAAAAAUCAUGCAUGACUCAGGAAAUGAAAAAUAAUUUAAUAUGAGAGGCUGAAAUCAGAGGAUAUUUAUAUUUUUAAAUAAAAAAAACUAUGAAUUGAAUACCACCAUAGUUGUCGAUUAACUCCUUCAAUCCCAGCCAUUCUUCAAAAGACAACCCCUUCAGUACAGUACAGGCCAUUUUAGAUAUUGUCUGAUCUUUCAAGGCACACAGAAUAUUGUGUUCUAUGGCUAUAUAAACACGAAACCUACCAAAAGAAAGAUUAGACCUCCUGUCUUUCAUCAGAAAAAAAUGUGUUUCUACCUUUUUUCCUUCUUUAGUAACCAGCGGUAGAACAUAGGGAAGUUUCAGGAAAAUAUCACUUCCCAACUAAAAAUUGGGGAAAAAAACAGCUUUUUUGGAAAAGAUUCAUUUCAAGCAUAACUUUCACUUUGACACAAAUAUUUUUUGCUUUUGUGACAGCUGAAAUAUAAACUGUACCAACAUAAACACAAAAAAGGAUUGCUUUAGCGGCUCUAAAAGGGAUAUCCAUUAGUGUGCAGUGUCGUCAUUACCUCUUUUUGCCUCUUGUGCAAAGCGUAAAAGACGUACAAAUACAUCUUUGGGAUUGGGUGUUGGGGUUUAUAAAAACGUAUAAAUAUGUCUGGUAUUGAAUGAGUUAAUUGGAUAAUCCGUUAAUUAUCGAUUCGUCUGAAUCCAUGACCCCCUAGUAUUUAUUAGCAUUCAAUGAUCUUUGUAUUUCAUGAUGGUUGCAACAAUAUUGUUGGGUGUUUCACCUCUGAGUGUUUUAUGAUGUUUAUUUCCACUUCCAUGGUGAUGGCUUUCCUUUUCUUUGGCGCACUCCCUCUUGGGAGACAGAAGUGAACGAAAAUAGCGACGUUAUCCUUUCUCAGUGUAGCUGAGGAAGCACAUUCUUCCCUAACUAGUCCUCCAGCGAAUCCCAUGUUUACGGCCCAAAAUGUUGAAUUCAUUCACGGGAGCACAUUCGCAACCACAAAACAUCGUAAACCGAGGACCACCGGUAAUCGUAUUGUUCACAUUGUCCUGACCAGCCUGACCCUUUCCAGGCGUUUCACAGCAGGUUCACUCAUGAUGACUUCGUUUGACUUUUGAAUCGGAUUUGUCCAGAAAAUGUUGGUAGAAUUCCAAAUUGGACCACUUUUGGGGCUGUUGACUUUGGAGGCUCCGCUUUCUUAAGUGCGUCAUGUCCGCCAUGUUUACGAAGCGUGAUCUUUCUGCACAAUUUCCUUUUAAUGUCCUACUUUAGAAGGCGUACAGAGAUUAAUGGUCCAGUGCUAUGUUGCUAUUUACACAUUGACAGCACAUGGAAACAUGUUGGUGUGAUUCCCUUGUGUGUGUGGGUGUGUGUGAGUCUUAAUCAAGGCAGACAGUGUGACUGUUGAACAUGUCAUUGUGGAACAGGAAAGGCCUUAAAUGGAUUUGGCAAUCACCAGGGCCCUGGUAUGGCCUUGGGUUUUCUAGCGAGCUGUGAUUGUAGUCGAAGCUGAAGUCCGGAGACUUCGCCUGCACUUUGCUGUGAGAAUGUCGAGCUGGCUUUAGGUACUGUUAUUUGUGUGCGCACGCCGUUAAAGUCAUCCCAACACUCUGCUACUGCAGAGAUGGGGGCAGGGCGGGGGGGAGGUCAGACCUUCCUCUUGCGGAAGCUGUGGGUAAAGCUGUCUGAAGUGAUGCUGGGGUAUACUGUAUAUUGCGGGCCCCCUGAACCCCAAAGUAACCGUCUAUGGCCACCCCAGGGACUGUCCUUUUGUUCAAUUUGCUGUGUUACUUUGUCCCUGAAUGGCAAUUGUAAUUUCAAAAGUGUGACCCAACAGAGGCAAAACUGUGAACCUGCUGCAGAGCUGCCUAUCAAGCCUUUGCUCCUCUUCACACGUCUACAUUUUAUCCUCCUUGCUUUAUAUCGGCCCUUAUUUUUACUGCUAUGUCCAACGUUGAGUUCAGCCUUUUGUUAUGUACAUAAAAAUGUCUUAUUUUUCAUAUUGUUUUCAAUGUUUGGACAGUUGUCAAAGUGAUGUUGUUAUUCAUGUAUAUGGUUUCUUUCUCUCUCUCUCUCUCUCUAUUUGUUUUUCCAUAUGACUUGUUGGCUUUAGCCGUCAUCGGCACAAAAAAAACUCCCGAGCCUAAGUGAUCAAUGCGGACGCCAGGCUGGAUCUCCUAUUAGGGCCCAUUGGAGAAGCCUGAUUUGGAUUUUCGUCCAAGGUGACAAAUUAUGACAUUGAAUGCACUUUAAUCUUAAAUUUGUGGUAAAUUUGAGGUGUUACGCUUUUUUUUUUAUUUUUUAAAUGUCUGAAUACUAAAUUAAUUAUGGCCAAACAAUCAUUGUAUUAAUCUGAUGCACCUUAAAAAUGUAUCUUUGUGAGUGGCUGGAAUAAGUCAUGUGAUGACGUAACAAUGCUGAGCAGCCACAUGCUUGGUAGAUUUAAUAUCGUAAAUGCUCUAAUUAUCGCCUGGGUGUUUAUUUACCUAAACUGCAAAGAGGAAUCAUUGACCACGUGGUCAUUCGCAGCAACAGAACCAAUGUAGUAAUAGCAGGCGCUGCUCUGUCAGCAUCAAAAGCGCUGACAGGUUGAUUGUACAUACAGUAAGGCAUGUGGAACACCAACAGCUCAGUCUCAACAUUUUAAAGCGCAUGAAGAGGUAGAUAAAGCUGCUGGUCACUCGUGACUCUUCUGGAGCACUUGAACUUGGAUUGGCUGACGAUGAUUUUCUUAGCCAAUUAAGCUGAAGCUUGUUGUUUCGAGUAAUCGGUUAGGCUCUAGACCAGGGGUGUCCAAACGUUGUUUCCUGCGAGGGCCACAGAGUGAAACAUGAAAGGAUGCAAGGGCCACUUUGAUUUUCCUAAGAAGUUUUAUAGAUUGAAAGAAAAAACUGUUAAAAAAAAGUCUAUUACUAGUAUGAACUUUGCUCUUUUUUUCCUUUUUUUUUCAAAUUUUUCAAAUAUUUCAAAUGUCUUCUUCAGUUAUCUUCAUACAUUUGUGUUUUGUAACUUUAUUCCCAAAAUAUUUGGACUUUAUUCCCAUAUUAUUAUAACUUUUCCCCAACUUAAUAUUCCAACAAUGACAACUUUAUUUUGUUUUUCAUAAUAUUACGACCUAAAAAAAUUGUUCUUCAAUAUAUCAACUGCUACUAAAAUUCAAUUUUUUCGUUACUCUCUCUUUAUUUUUCUCGUUAGAAUACGAGUUUCUUGUCUUAACAUUUGAAUAAAAUUACAACUGUUUUUUUUUUUUCAUUUCUGCUGGAGUUUUUUCCCCAACUAUUUAAACUUUCUUCUUGUCAUUUUUUCUCAUAAUUAUGGCUUUAUUCUCAGAAUAUUUUGACUUCAUUUCUGUUGUAUUAUAAUGCAACGUAUUAUUUUCCGCAACCAAAUUUUUCAAAAAUUGCAACUUUAUUGUUUUUUUUUUUUAUAUACUUUCUUUUUCUGUAAUAUUUCAGCUUUUUGCUAUGAAAAGGAUGUUAUUUUUUCCUCAUAAUAUUACAAAGUAUGACUUUCUCAACUUUUUUCUUUAAUAUUUUGCUGUUUGGUUGGGGGGGUUUUGAAGGUUUUGAGUUUUCUUGUGAGAUUAUUUAUAUUAGAAUGUGCCGCGGGCCGCACUUUGGACACCCCUGCCCUAGCCGGCCCACACCAACAUGUGCCAAAUACAAACAAUUAGCGGUUUGGUCCGCAACGUGUCAGAAAAGAAGCAAAAAUGUUUGCCAAAGUCGAAGCUGGUGUCUGUGAAUUUGACCUAAAACACAAAGAUAAUUGCUGGAGGACGAAGGAAAGUCAAAAAUAUUCACAUUUGGGAGGCUGAAGUCAGAGGAUUAUGAAUAUGAAUAUGAUAUGAAUGGCAUACCAAAAUGGCUGUCCAUUCAUUGGAUCGAUUAAUUGUUGCAGUCGGUGCCAAUGUUUUUUAAUGCGAGACCCUUGUGGUUCCUGAAACUCUUGUAGACCGUGCACCAGCGCAGGCAUUAAUUGGAGCAUUUCCGGUACUCAAAGAUGAUUGGGAGUGAUUUAAGAAGUGUACAAUAUGAGAUCAUUGUUGUUUUUCCAAGUAUGGUCAGUAUGAGCCGAAGGGUUCAUGCGAUACGAACAGGAUGCUGGUUGAUGAUCAGCGUGGUUUGCACAUGGCAAAAAAAAACAAAACAAAAAACACCGGACCCAAAUUAAUGGACCUGGUAUUGUUCGGGUUUCUAAUCAUUUCUUGGACAAACCCACAAUGUGAGCUUUUACGAGUGCUUGCGAACAUCCGGUCAUUGUGUCAUGUAUUCGUUUUGUUGUUUGAUGCCAAAACGGGGGCGGGGUUAAGAUAACGCUUUAAAAAAAGGAGAUAUUCCACCACCUAACAUGUUACGUUUGAAUGGUCCGACUUGUGCAUCGAGGUACUUGAUGUCUAAGUUGAGUUGAUACCUGUAUAUCGUUAGCGCUUUCACACUCGCGUAGCGUUGAAACCUCACCAGCUCUGUGAUCCUCCUCCUGUGCCACUGACCGCAAAUCACACCGGGUCUUUUUAAAGAACCCGACCUCGAUCGAAAAAAGAUGCUUGUGAGCGUUUCGGGACGCUUUUGCAGUUGGUGUGUGUACAUAAGAAGACGUUCCGAUGCUUAACCGGGGGGAAGACAUUAUUUGCUCUAUAUUUUUAUUAAGGUAUCAGUAACUUUGUAUACAAUCCACAAACCGGUUCUACUUCAUCUAACUCUCACCGCCCUACCUCAUUGUUACUCUGGUGUUUGUUUGUCAGUGAACUUUGUGUGUGUAGUCAGAAAAAUCUCUAGUAAACCUGGUUACUCAACGUGUAUAUAUAAAAUACAUAUAUAUCUUCUAAUAUAAAACACCUCGAUUCACAAUGUCAUUGUUUGGGAAACGACGCGUUUACUGACCUGCUUCAUUCAGGAUGCUGCUGUGUUCUCUGCUCUUUGCUACAUCGUGCAGUCGGUGCGUGCUUUGCGUUGUUGCAGUCUGCGUUGCGUUGGGAGAUUUCUACUGGUUGACGGUGCUACCAGCAAACAGUUCUGUACGGAUCUGUCUCUCGGACCUCAAAUGGUGCUGUUUUUUCUAUGUUUUUACCCUCACAGGGAGUUAGGGGCGGGGGCUUGUUUUAUGCAGGCACUUCCACCACCACCACCACCACCACCGCUAGCCCCUCACUUUGGUGAAAGAAGCCAAAAGACUUUCCGAAAUGCUAACUAUUAACUCUGGCUGUUACUGUGUACCACGUAUGUGCUAUCCGCCCAAAUAACGUUCUAGUUGUGAGUUUCUCGAGUACCUCAGAAGCUUUUGAGUUUUUUUGAAAAGCCAAUGUUGCGAGUGUGUGUUUGAUCAAUGUUGAGGUCUGGUGCAGAGCGCACGAUGGCACCUUUUCAUGGGAUGUUUAUUGAUUGUCAUUGUUUGAGUUGUGACAUAACAAAUAGAUUCCAUUGACAGCCUGCAUGGCGUACUGUCCUGACCCGAACAUAAGACCACCCCUGCUUUCCAACAGCGAUUUUUCGGAUGUACAGUAAUCCCUCGCCACUUUGGCUGUGAAUUUCCCGGCUUCAGUCUCUCCCGUGCUAAGUCAUGGUGUUUCGUGGUUGAGUACGGCCUACUAUUCGUAAAAAAAUGCAUAUUUAAGCAAAUGUUAUGUAUCGUUUGCCUAACUGAAGCAUUCCCAAGAAUAAAAAUGGCAAAAUGAAUUAAAAUACUAUUAUAAGGCAUUCAAAAGACACAUUCAAAGAUGUUGUGAUCCAUCCAUCCAUCUUCUACCGUCUGUCCGAGGUGGGCUUGCGGGGGCAGCGGCGUAAGCAGGGAAGCCCAGACUUCCCUCAUCAUUCAGUUCCUCCCGGCGGACCCCGAGGCGUUCCCAGGCCAGUUGAGAGACAUUGUCUCUCCGACGUGUCCUGGGUCUUCCCUACCGGUUGGAUGUGCCCUGAACACCUCCCCAGGGAGGCGUCCUGGAGGCAUCCCGACCAGAUGCCUGAGUCACCUCAUCGGGCUCCUCAGUGCGGAGGAGCAGCGCUUCUACUCCGAGUUUCUCCCGGAUGGCAGUGCUUCUCACCUUAUCGCUGAGGGACAACCCAGCCACCCUACAGACACAACUCAUUUCGGCCGCUUGUGCCCACAAUUGUGUCCUUUCAGUCACAUGACCAUAGGUGAGGGUAGGAUUCUACACGGGUCACUAGGGGUCAGUAAUGUUACUGUAAUGUUCGGUGAGAUACACACUGAAGUCUUGAUGGUUGGAACAACAGGCUUUUAUUGCAGCUUUGAAUUACCUCUCACAACGGGCACAAUAAUCUCUAACGCAGACUCUGAACCACCAAUGUCACUUCCUGCCCCCCCACUCAACUCUCCUAGAACCAAAGCACAUUUACAGCAACACACACGAGCACAAGUCUUAUUUACGUCUUAUGAUACUUUAUUGAUCGGCAAGAGAAAUGAACAUUUCCAGCAGCUCUGCAAAAAUGUCAUAAUGAACUUAAUCACUUAUGUCUUAUUUUCUCUUAUGUCUACUAUGUCAGGUAAUAGGAGCGUACAGGUGACUUGAAGAGUGUUAUUUCAUGUCCAGAGGGCUCUAAUCAUGUUAAAAACCAGAUUUAGAAAGUCAUCUGCAAGUUUUCUAUGCUCAAACUACAGAAAACUUCUACCACUUUAUGAAAAUUCACUUAUCACAGUCGGAUUCGAACCAGUUAACCACGAUGAACGAGGGAUUACUGUAGCCUUUUUUAAAUGCCACUUUUCUUCAUUGAUUACCGUUAUCUUUAAUCACCAGCAUAACCUGUUUGCCGAUGAUGAUGAUGAUGAUGCGAACGCAUGUCUCCGGGUUUAUGGUGUGUGUGUGAAAUCUAACUAAUGUCGUCAAAAUAAGAGUUUUAUAUUCGGGUCAGUACAGUAAUAGCAGGAAAAAUACCAACCAAAAUGGUGAUGAUGGGAAUUAGUGAGGCAGUUUUUAGGAUUACUUUUACUCCUGCUUGCCACUACUGCAGUAGUCUUUCUUUCUCAGUACCAAUGUAGCAGUGAAGCUCGUAGACUUGUGACCACCGCUUCUAAAUACGCAUCGUGUGUUUUCUUUGCCAGUGGUUCAUGUGCUUCAACUAGGGAUGGGCAUUUCAUGACUUCUACUCCAAGAAACUAAUGAGUCAUUUGUGCCAUUCUUCAUGGGAAUGUUCUGAACUCCUGUUUGCAUCUGUAGCGUCCCGUGGUCACCUUACGACUGAAUCAGUGGCGCCUCUGCUGGCUGCAGCCGAGGACUGCGGCCUCUUUCACGCCACCCAUGAAUAAUAACUGAUGCAAACAAGGCCAUCCCGAGUUUGAACAGACCAGAAGACUUCUUGGGAGCUCGGUCGUCGUCAUUAGCGUAAAAGUGCGCUGCGCCGGCCUCUCUGGGUUUAAGUGCAUUGCCAGUGCUCAUUAGGGCAAGACAGGGUAAUUAACGUUCCAGUGCGUCGCCAUGAUAAUGUGAAAGACACUCUGAUGAUUUGAGUAAACGCUCCCCUCAGCCCGCUUUAGCCUCCCGGAGGCAGCAGCGUUCUAUACUACGCAAUAGUGUGUGUGUGUGUGUGUGUGUGCGUGUGUGUGUGUGCGUGUGUAUAUACAGUAUGUCUUUGCUCAACCGGCCACACCUCUCUGCUCUGCUGGCGAGAUGCUUAGCAAAUCCUCCUCUGUGUCUCUUGCUGCAUUUCAGGAACGUGUUUCAUGUCCAAAUGAAAAGCAAAAUAAAUCCAGACUUUUAUUCUAUCAGCA
Messenger RNA from Dunckerocampus dactyliophorus (ringed pipefish), 10905 nucleotides. Its product is annotated as cytosolic carboxypeptidase 6-like. Lineage: Eukaryota; Metazoa; Chordata; Actinopteri; Syngnathiformes; Syngnathidae. The transcript has 12 exons. Gene Ontology annotation, molecular function: zinc ion binding; DNA binding; metallocarboxypeptidase activity. Bases 29 to 1957 code for a protein of 642 amino acids. The record is from RefSeq and is a predicted model, not a curated record. Gene Ontology annotation, biological process: proteolysis; negative regulation of DNA-templated transcription.